UAACAUUGAAAAUAACCACAGCCUGAAUGAGGAGGAGACAGGAAGUAAACUAGAUAGGCAUGUGUCUUUGACAAGUACAACAGAGUUUGCCAGUUAUAGAUGUGACAAAAUGAGAAGGAAAACCAGAACAAAACGUGAUGAUUGAACACAAAUUCUUCAACAUUUCUCUGUUUCUGUUGCUUCUUUUUUCAGGAGAUCUAAGUGGAGAUCUUUCACUCUCCUUCACUGUCAGAGAUGGAGAUAAUGUCACUUUGCCUUGUGAAAACAUGAUCAAAAACCAUCACAGCUGUGACACUACCACCUGGCUCUUCACUGAUUCAAGAGGAAAAGCAGCAGUAGAGCUGGUUAAUCUUGGACAGAUCAAAGAAACAGUCAAAUCAGACAGACUGAGUGUUACAGCAGAAUGUUCACUGGUUAUAAAGAAGGUCACAGCUGAGGAUGUUGGUCGUUACACCUGCAGACAGUUUAGAGGUAAUCCAGGGAAACAGCAAGGUCCAGAUGCUGUGGUUUAUCUGUCUGAUGUCAUCAUGACUGAACAGAAGAGCAGGGAUCAGGUGACUUUAAACUGCUCUGUGCAGGUACAUGGACAUUGUGAACACAAAGUGAAGUGGAUCCAUAACAGUGAAGGUCUGAAUAGAGAUUACUCAAACAUAAAAACAUUACAGUCGCCCUGCUCUGCUGCUGUUACUUUUAUAAAGUCAUCAUACAGUCACAUAUCUAACUCUGACUUUAAGUGUAACGUAACAACAGAAGAUGGCAGAGAGCAGCUUUUUACCUUCAGCCCUCAUUCAUCAGGUGAACAAACAAACAAACAAACAAUUACAACAACAACAGUUAAAUUGGAAAUCACAAUUGGAAAUACAGUAAGAGCAGGUCUGGGGACAAAAGAGUUGGAAAGCAUGGAAGGUUCAAGAAAAUUACAAAGUAAUGCCAACUUGUCCUCUGUAUCAUUUUUCCUCCGCUUUCUGAAUUUCAGAAUGAAAAGUUUGAGGUUUGUGUUGUGUGUUUUGCAAAGAAAAAUAAAUUUAAAAUAUGCUUUUCGUGUUUUCUUUAUCUUCCCAGGCUGGUCCUUGUACAGGCUCAUCAUUGUGGCUCUGGGUUUAGCAGCACUUAAUGCUGCUGUUGUGAUCGUCAACAUCUGGAUAAGAGUUGGGAAAAAAGCACAGAUGGAGGAAAACACGAUGUGCAAAGAUGAGGUUGAUGAUGGAGCAGUGAACUAUGAAAAUGUCCAAUCUUCUGAUGAAGUUUGACCGAGCCUCCUGCUUCUGGCAGAUCUCACAUAUCAGCACAUCAACGUGCUGUAUAUUUCUUUUUACCUUCAUACUCAACCUUUUAAACAGAGACUCGUGCUCUUGCUUCAGUCACAGUUUGGAUAACGAUACUGAAACUGUGAUACUCUCCUACUUUGAAAACCAAAGUGACUUUUAUAAAAAUAACUUCCUGCGUCAGCUGUAAAAAGCUUCUUGUUUUGUUUUUUGAAGUGACCAGUAUUUUUAAUGGUUUUUCAACAUUUAUGUGCUUUGUCUCAGAAUCCUUGAGCUUAGUUUUAUCAUUCUGUGUGAGGAAGAGCUGAUUUAAUCAGAACUACACAUCUUUCUGCUUCCGUAAUUACCCCCUGCUGUUCCCCCCUUUUAGAAAGGCUGUCCUUCUAUUGUACACGCAUAGUCAACACAUCAAAGAGGAGACUUCAAACACACAAAAACUAAACAAAAAAUACAACUUUAUUCGUUUAUUUUGUAAUAAUUUUGACUUGAAUGUAGCUCAUUUUCAUUAGAAAAAAAGAGACUUGAGAGAAACACAUUUUUAUGAAAGUCAGGCAUUUUGAUUUAAUAUUCACAUUUUGUUUUGAUUGCCACACAAUAGCUACACUUGUUCUAAAGGCUCACCAGCUUUUACACAUUUCCCUGAGCGAUGGCUUUCUCACAAAGUUUACACAUGCAACCCGGACAGGUAUUAUGCCUUAAGUGACAAAACAGGAAGAGCAGAGCGGGGAGUAAACAAACCUAAACUGGGAAAACUAAAGAACAAAACUUAAACCAAACACUCACGGGAGGAGGAGCGAAAUGCACAAAGAAAGAUGGCAGAGAGACGCAGAAUGAAUACCAGGUAACAGAAUAAUGCAGACUGACAUGGACCUAAACAGACGACGCGACAGAGAGCACAGGAAAACACAGGGCUUAAAUACACGGGGAGUAAUCAGGGAAUGGGCCACAGGAGGGAGACACAGCUGGGAGCAAUAA
Messenger RNA from Haplochromis burtoni (Burton's mouthbrooder), 2240 nucleotides. RefSeq lists its product as uncharacterized. NCBI's taxonomy places the organism in Eukaryota, Metazoa, Chordata, Actinopteri, Cichliformes, Cichlidae. The coding region runs from base 138 to 1250 and encodes 370 amino acids. Gene Ontology annotation, cellular component: external side of plasma membrane; membrane raft. The record is from RefSeq and is a predicted model, not a curated record. Gene Ontology annotation, biological process: positive regulation of ERK1 and ERK2 cascade; T cell activation; interleukin-15-mediated signaling pathway. Gene Ontology annotation, molecular function: protein tyrosine kinase binding; MHC class II protein binding. The transcript is spliced from 7 exons.